Gossypium raimondii (Peruvian cotton) is the source of this 1130-nucleotide messenger RNA. Its product is annotated as deSI-like protein At4g17486. Gene Ontology annotation, molecular function: deubiquitinase activity. The transcript is spliced from 4 exons. The record is from RefSeq and is a predicted model, not a curated record. Gene Ontology annotation, biological process: protein deubiquitination. Lineage: Eukaryota; Viridiplantae; Streptophyta; Magnoliopsida; Malvales; Malvaceae. The coding region runs from base 109 to 813 and encodes 234 amino acids.
UAAGAUGACGGUGCGCUCGCCUUUCGGCUCUCUCUCGGUACAUCCAAAGUUAAAGAUUCUUCCUUUCUAUUAAACGCGAUCUGGGUAAUUUCAAAAGAAGGGGGAAAAAUGCUUUGUAGAAUGGUGUUGAUGCCCCGGAAAAAGAAAGUCGGGUCUGUUCCGGUUUACUUGAAUGUAUAUGAUUUGACUGCGAUUAAUGGAUACGCUUAUUGGUUUGGCCUUGGGAUCUAUCAUUCUGGUGUUCAAGUUCAUGGGGUUGAAUAUGGUUUUGGAGCGCAUGAGCAUUCAACGACUGGAAUUUUUGAAGUGGAACCAAAGCAAUGUCCUGGUUUCACAUUUAGGAAAUCUAUUUUGAUUGGAAGGACAGAUUUAGGUCCGAAAGAUGUCCGCGCGUUCAUGGAGAAACUUGCUAAAGAGUACUCGGGGAAUUCGUACCAUCUCAUCACCAAGAACUGCAACCAUUUCUGCAAUGAUGUGUGUAUUCAGUUGGUAGGGAAGCCGAUUCCGCGUUGGGUUAAUCGUCUUGCUAGAUUGGGUUUCCUUUGCAACUGUGUUCUCCCAGCAGGGUUGAACGAGACGAAGGUUCGCCAAGUUAGAUCCGAAAGUAUUGGUCAAGAGGUAGAGAAGAAGAAGUUGAGAAGCCAUUCGAAUAGAUAUAUACCUUCUUCCACUACCCCUCUACCCCCUUCAUUGACUUGUCCUCCUGACUCUACAACAACAACAACCGGUAGACAAAAACGACGUCUUCGAUCAUCAUCACAGUCAUCUUUGAUUCACACAUCUUCGACCUCGAGUUUGAGCUUGAAGGUUUAAAAAAGUCCGACCGUUGGUAUUUUUAAGGGUUCACAAAUGCAGAUAGGUCUUACUGCCCCUCUCCCCCCAUGUUUUGAGCUGCUGUUGUUUGAUGGGCUAACUGUGGAUGGGAAAUAUCUAUUUUGGUCGUUCUCAUCGUGGUCUGUGCUGGUUGCCAAAUGAUGUAAGUGUCAAAAGCGUGUUGUGUUAGAGAAGUGUUGGAUGUUUGGUAAUGGAGAGGCAGAAACUAUUGAAAGUGUAACGAAUAUGGCCCAUUAAAUAGUGUUUCGGCUAACGUUCUAAAUGUGAAUGAAUGAUUAUGGUCUGACCUUGUACUA